GCCGAAACCUGCACUGACAUUGCUUUUUUUUAUAACCAUUUUCAACAUUUACAUUGAAUCAUCAGAUUGGUGAUUCUUAUUUCAUUCUUUUAUGGCAUCGAACGACGACCAUGAUUCAGGUGCAGGUUCAGGCUCCGCAUCCACCUGGAGUGCCAGCCUGAAAGGCCUACGAUCGAUUUUUCCAGGGUAUGGUUCAAAGUCUGACGAAGAUAACACCGUCAUUGAUCCGGAUCCGAGCAGUCAUCAGGUUACAGAUUAUCAGGAAGGGGAACGACGAGAUAUUAACAACGGCAAAGUCAUCAAGCUUGAGGAAUCGCGACAGCAAAAGCAGACUGAACCCGAGCCUGAAGCUGAAAGAGAGAGAGCGCCAGAGACAACAACAGCAUUGCCACAACGUGAAGAACCAGCAGUCAUGACGACAGACCAAGGCCAACCAGUCAAUGAUACCCCAAAUACGAAAGAUCACCCAAUCGUUACCACGCCUAAUACAGCCAAUAUGACAACAAUACCACCACCAUCGCUAUCACCGCCAUCUCUCCCGCCAUCCAAGGUGGAGCGAGUUUCCAGCAAAGUUAUGACGUCAAUAUCGAGCACUACCUCGAAACGCAAAAGGAACUUGGUUCUGCCGGACUAUUACGAACAAUUCUCUGAUGCCCAACCCAGUCUCUUAUUGACAGUCCCUGUGGGAUCAACAGAUUUAGCCUUAGUUGGGCAGGAAGGGAAGCGAGGAGUCACAUCCAGCACAAAUACAACAUUUUCAGGGCGAAUUUAUUCCUCAAUGAAAAGUCUAUUUUCCUCAAUGGGAUCCAUGCUUUUCCGCACAGGAGCCACGGACCCUUCCGUACCUAAGAAUACCAUCCCUCAGCGUGGAACACAGGGGAUCCGAAAGGUUGUUAUUAUCGGAGUCCAUGGCUGGUUUCCUCGGAAGGCACUGUGGACCGUCAUUGGAGAGCCUACAGGAACAAGUCAAAAGUUUUGUGAGGAGAUGGACCUCGCCCUUAAGGAAUAUCUUGAAAAACACGGAAAACACUUGGACUCUGACGACGUGACAUUGAUCCCAUUGGAGGGCGAGGGCAAGGUUUUGGACCGUGUUGAGAUCUUGCACAAAAAGUUUAUCAACCACCAGAAAUGGAGACACGCUGUUCAUGAGGCGGAUCUUGUCUUGGUUGCAACACACUCUCAAGGGACUCCCACCAGUAUCUUGCUGAUAGCCAAGUGGAUUAAAGAGGGGAUUUUAAGAGUGCAAGAAGACGAUCCAAGGAUUCAGAGGAUUGGCAUCUUGGCCAUGGCAGGGAUCUCCCAUGGCCCAUUCCCUUUUUUGAAAGGAAACUUAAUUGUUCGCUGGUUUGAACGGGAGGCUGCAGGAGAGCUUUUCGAGUUUAUGGAUUCAGAGAGCUCAAUUGCCAAGAAGUAUCGGGAAGGGCUAAGGAUUGUUCUGACAUCUGGUGUCCGCUUAACUUGUGUAGCAUCAUUAGA
This is a messenger RNA of Lobosporangium transversale, 1476 nucleotides long. RefSeq lists its product as hypothetical. Lineage: Eukaryota; Fungi; Mortierellomycota; Mortierellomycetes; Mortierellales; Mortierellaceae. The annotation marks the transcript as partial. The transcript has a single exon. The record is from RefSeq and is a predicted model, not a curated record.